Messenger RNA from Mycotypha africana, 5027 nucleotides. Its product is annotated as CNH domain-containing protein. Lineage: Eukaryota; Fungi; Mucoromycota; Mucoromycetes; Mucorales; Mycotyphaceae. The record is from RefSeq and is a predicted model, not a curated record. Gene Ontology annotation, molecular function: guanyl-nucleotide exchange factor activity. Gene Ontology annotation, biological process: intracellular signal transduction. The transcript has 5 exons. Bases 144 to 4877 code for a protein of 1577 amino acids.
CUUUUUUUUCUUCUCUUUCUUCUUUCUCUAUCUCUCUUUUUGUUUAGAUUUACUUAUAGUAUCUUGACACCUGAACUAUUUACAACUCAGAUAAUCACUAAGCACACCUCAGGAACCAAACAAAGAAGAGUAGUGAGCUCGAGAUGCAACAACCCGAGAUCCUCAUCAACACACCACCAUCAUCAAGUAUACCUACUAUCAAUUCAGGAGUCUUAAAUAAUAGUAGUACGAAGCAGAGAGGGCUUACAUCACCUCUCUAUGAAUUACAGCAGCAAUAUGAUUCAUACCGGCGUGGCAGCGGCAGCAGUAACAGUGAUUACAAGAGGAGCUUCACUGUCGAAACUUUGAAUGAAUAUUAUCUCAAUACUAGCAGUGGUAAAAGUCACUACAUUAAUUCUUCUUCUCUAACACCUCGAUCAGAUAUCAGCACUACAUCAGAACUCUUGACACCCUCUGCCGCUAUCCGUGAUCAAUAUUACAAAUCAAGUCGUUACUUACAGGAUAAUGAUGGAGCGGAUGAAUUAAUGGACGAUGACGAUGAUAAUAAAAAUGAAGGCAUUAUUGCCACAAGUUUGAUGGUUAAUGAAAAGUUGCAAGAGGCAACUGGAGAUAUAUUGGAUUAUCGUCCAGGUGUUGUUUACACAAAACCUAAUGAUACACAAAGCAUUUACACUUGUCAUAGUAGCAGUCGUAGUACCAUGAACGAUUCAGUUAUCUCUUUACGUACAGCCAUUAUACCCAAUACAACAUCUACUACCAUUCAUAAUGACACAGAAGAGGAGAUUCGCUCUAUUUCAAGUACUAGAACUGUAGAUGAUCAAUUACAGGGAAGAAAGACUACCAUUUUAGGUGGAGGAAGUAACAUGAUAGACAAACUCAUGAGGAAGAAGAGUAAAAUUUCAAGGUCUGCUUCCAUUUUCAACAAAAAGAAACCAUUAGAGCAGCAGCAGCAGCAACAACAGCAACAACAUGUCACACCUACUGCUUCAACUUCCUCGCUCAGUCUAUUGUCAAAGCUAUCAAAAUCAACAGCACCUAUGCGGGCCAAAUUAUUCCACUCCAGCACGAAUCCACAAGGCUCAGUUACCAAUCAUGGAAACAGUAUUAAGCAACAAAAGCAACUAUUAACUUUACCAGGAAAGAAGCAUGUCGCUGAAAGUGUUUACAACCUGCCUAUUACAACAUCAACAAGUUCAUCCGCAAGUUUAUUGCAGACACCCAACUCUUUCUCAGCACAGCAUUAUCAAGAUCACCGUAAAAUGUUUAUUUUGGAAAAAUCGCAAUCAAUCGCCACCUUGAAUAUGCCACCACAAACAGCUUCGACUCCCUACAGCAUGACUACUUUAAACAGUGCACCUUUAUCUACGUCUUCAUCUACAAAUUCGGCAGUCUCAAAUACCAUGGUAACAGCUAUGACCUUAGUGGAUGAGCCUGAUUCUUAUUUAUCCACACCCAAUUCCAACACUGUUCAGGAGGACAUGCUUCUCUCUAACUUUUAUCCAGCUUUACUGUCUAAUGUAGCCCAAGUAUUUAAAAACUCAAUUAUCACCAGUACAAAAUCGAAAGACAGUAUCAAAUAUAAAGACGCUUUCGAUGGUAGAGAAGCAGUGGAUAAGCUCGCUCAUCUGAUACGAACAAAAGAUAGAAACUUGGCCUUAUUAUUAGGCCGUGCUUUAGAUGCUCAAAAAUUCUUCCACGACGUGAAUUAUGAGCACCAUCUACGAGAUUCAACCCAAGAGUUAUAUCAAUUUAAAGACCAAUCCUCUGUUAUUGUUGAAAAUAGGCCUCGUAGUGAGUACUACAAUAAUCAACAAAAAAAUGUCAUGAUUAGAUCAGAGUUUACAACAGCAGCGGCUGAAAAGUUAGAAAUUGAGGGCAACGACCUUAACGAUUGGCCAAAUGGUGUAUUUACGAUUCUCACUGAUUGUUAUUCACCAACAUGUACAAAAGAAAACGUGUGUUAUUCUGUACGAUGCCCAAGACGCCAAGAAAAAUAUUUCGAACAGCAACAGCAACAGCAGCAAAAACAGCAGGAGCAAAAACAUCCACGAGCUAAUAAUAGAUUAUCAAAGGGCCCCCCUUACAAACAUAGCAGUAAUAGUAGCAACAGUAUCACAACCACAGGUCAGCAAAGUGGAAGACAGCAUAGUCGAGAAGGCAGUCUAACACUCCUUCACAAAGAAGAGGAACGGCAGCAAGAUCGCCUGUGGAUCAACACUGUGCCUCAAACCAUCCUUGAUUCACUUACAAAGGAAGAAAAGAAACGGCAAGAAAACAUAUUCGAACUCAUCUAUACUGAGAAGGACUUUGUAGAUGACCUGAACUAUAUCAAAACAGAAUGGAUAGACGGUAUUUUGGAAAAUGAACACAUCACAGGAGAUAAGGCUACUAUGGUGCAUGAGAUUUUUUGGAAUAUUGAAGAAGUCCUUCAAGUCAAUUCAACAUUAUCAAGCUCCCUUUUGAAUCGCCAAGCAGAAAACCCUGUUGUCAACCAGGUGGGUGAUAUUAUGUUGAGCCAUGUUGCUCAGUUUGAACCUUUUGUUCGUUAUGGUGCUCAUCAAGUCAUUGGGAAGUACAUGUUUGAAAUGGAAAAGUCGCGCAAUCCUUCAUUUCUAGAGUUUGUACGAAGAACCGAGCGACUGCCGCAAUCGAGGAAACUUGAACUGAAUGGCUAUUUGACAAAACCUACUACACGAUUGGGCCGCUAUAAUUUACUUUUGCGGGAAAUUCUUAAACAUACUCCGACAAAUCAUCCUGAUCAGGAGACCAUUCCUCGUGUCAUGACGAUCAUUUCCAAGUUCCUCACUGAUGUCAACCGUGAAACAGGCAAGACGGAAAACGCAUUCAACUUGCAAUUACUGAAUGAUCGUUUGAUCAACAAGCACAUUUCCAAUUUCGAUCUCGAUCUAACCGCACCCAACCGACAAUUGAUAAUGAAAGGAAGUUGGAAGAAGGGCCCAGCGGGCGGUGAUUAUGAUAUUGUUGUCUAUCUAUUAGAUCACUGCUUACUCUUCGUGAGAGCGAAACAGAAUGAGGAGAAGUACAAAUUACAUAAGAAGCCUAUUCCGUUAGCCUUAUUGUCAUUAAGUUUCCCUGAUCAUACUAGACGAGCGAGUACUAUUUUACCGCUGGGAAGACCGAGUAAUAUAUCGAGUACAGAUCUAUUGACAUACUACAACAACAACUACAACGACAACAACACUAACAACAAUAACAGCCACCAUUUUACUGCAGCAGCUUAUACCAAUACUAUGCCUAUUAUUCCCCAGAAAAAACUUUCAACUGAUUCCCUCAAAAGUACUUCUAAUCACCUCUGUAAUACCAAUAAUACCAUCUCUCAUUCCCCGUCACAGCCGCAACCACCUAUAUAUUCUACUUUCCACACUAUCAAUAACAGUAACUCCACUUAUACCAAUCUUAACAGCAACGUAACUGCCACUAGCCCGUAUCACAACAAUAACAAUCAAGGUCAUCAUGGAUAUCCUAUCUCUUUUGUUCAUUUGGGUAAGCAAAGUACGGGCAUUAUAACCUUGUACGCACCAACGUUAGCAACUCGAAAACAAUGGGUUGAUAAGAUUGAAGGCCAACGCAAGGCAUUGGUGGAGAAACAUAAAGUCCUGCAUAUUCAACCUGCCAAUGAGAAUUUCUUUUCGGCGUUCAACAAGGUCAACUGUGCAGCUGUGUUUGAUAACGGUAAAUCGCUUCUUUUGGGUGGAGAUCAAGGGGUUUAUCUGAAGAAAGAAGGCAGCGGAGACAACCUGAUUCGUAUUCUGGCCAUGGAUAAAGUAUCCCAGAUUGAUAUUUUAGAGCAGAGCAAUCUUAUUUUGGUGUUGGCGGACAAAAACUUGUACACAUAUUCUUUAGACUCUAUGUUAAAUUCUCAGGACAGCAACGCUUUUGAAAACUCUUCUACUGCGAGUCAUCAUACUGUCAUCAAACGAGGCAGGAAAAUCAGUAGUCAUGUAGCUUUCUUCAAAGUAGGCUGUAUCUUUGAUAAGUUGACAGAGAAGGAAAAGACCCUUAUUUGUUAUGUAAAGAAUAAUGCCAUGACAUCUACUAUUCGAGCCUUGGAGCCUCUGGAAACGACAUCCUCAACAACAGGGGCGAAUGGCUCGUCUUCUUUGAAUAUGAAUCAGCAGCAAAAGAAUACGACUAAAAAGAAGAUAGCAGUAGGAAAAAAGUUCAAGUUUAGAGGACAUCAUGAAGCAGCCCUAAAGGCUUAUAAAGAUUUAUAUAUUCCUGGAGAAGCCACUUCAAUCCAAUUUUUUAAAAACAUAAUCUGUGUGGGGAGUGAAAGAGGAUUUCAGAUGGUUAAUAUCAGUUCUGCUGAAGUACAAAGUGUGCUUGACCCUAAUGAUGAAAGUAACAAUUCACUCUUACAAUUAUACGAGAAUAUGAAGCCCAUCUCCAUGUUCAGGCAUAAAGACGGCAAUAUAUUACUUUGCUACGAUGAAUUAGCAUUUUAUAUCGAUAAAAAGGGCAAGCGCGUUCGCAAAGAUUGGUUUAUUGCUUGGGAAGGCAAUCCAACAGCUUUUGCGUUUCGAUUCCCAUACGUUGUCGCGUUCAACAUCAAUUUCAUUGAAGUCCGCCAUAUCGACACCGGGGAUCUACUGCAAGUCAUACCUGGGAACAAUAUUCGCUGCUUAAUACCAGAUUCUACAGAUCGCAUAUUCGGCGUCAUGGAUGACCGUAUGGCAGGUUCUGAAGUGAUAUUCGAGUUGAAAUUAGUGGAUUCUCACCGUCGAAAAAUGAGUAUGAUAAAGAAUAAUAGUGGUAGAAGAAGAAAAUACAACGAAGAAGAUAUUCCUGUGGCUGCUUUAUCUGCAACUGUCAGUGGAAACAAUGGCGCUGUGAACAGCAGCUCUUCUAGGGAUUAAUCCUUUCUAUUUUCAUGUUGUUCAUUCCAAAAAUUUACAAUCCUUUCAUGUACAUAAAUCAUUUCAAAAUGUAUUUUAUAACUCGCUUCUUAUAAUGAAAAUGCUGCCUUUAAAUGCAGCUCCAUGUUGGAAGAACUUUGCAUUGUACUC